Messenger RNA from Carassius auratus (goldfish), 2188 nucleotides. RefSeq lists its product as uncharacterized. The record is from RefSeq and is a predicted model, not a curated record. Gene Ontology annotation, cellular component: nucleus. Gene Ontology annotation, biological process: negative regulation of Notch signaling pathway; positive regulation of neuron differentiation. The transcript is spliced from 7 exons. Bases 1033 to 2022 code for a protein of 329 amino acids. Gene Ontology annotation, molecular function: DNA binding; transcription corepressor activity. NCBI's taxonomy places the organism in Eukaryota, Metazoa, Chordata, Actinopteri, Cypriniformes, Cyprinidae.
AAAAAAUACAUAUAUUAUGAUAUUAUUUAACGGGUUACCUUCGUCAGCUACUUAAACCAUAAGUAGAAACUGUAUACUAAUUUCUUAAAUGUUAUUUUUGCAAUAAUAUCGAAAUAGACGAUCGUCAGUGGCUGUCAGUUAAGGCCUAACGCUCCGUCUUACGCGCUGGUUGCUUAGUAACAGUUUUGAACAUCAUUUUGGAGGGAAAAGCCCCUGCACUGUUCUAAAUCUACCAUAAACCUCAGUUCACUGGGCUUAUCGCUUGAAUAUAAAUGAGAAGAUAACAACUUGUGUUCUUUGCUUUUGAGCAUAUCUCUGCCUAGAGAAAGCAAGCAACAGGCUGUCAUAACGUUCAGACCUGCAAGCACCAAGGCCGUUUUUUAUUAUUAUUAUUAUUACCAGUCUAUUAUUAUUUUUGUUACGUUUUAUUAAACAGGGUUACUUAAUAGAAACUUCAGAAGAACAGCAUUUAUCUGAAAUAUAAAUAUUUUGUAACAUUAUAAAUGUCUUUAUCUUCACUUUGGAUCAAUUUAAAGCAUCCUUGCUAAAUAAAAGUAAGAAUUUCUAUGACCCCCCCCCCACCAAAAAUUGGGGUUUGCGGGAAAAUUAAGAAAAGGGAAGCAAUGGUGCAGUGAAAGAGAGAACAUUUAAUUAUUUUCCAUGGACUUGUGGUUUCAGAAUUUUUUUUGGGGUUCAACAACUUGUCCCUGGAGCAAUAUCCUUAAAAGGACAUAUUUGAUAAUUUUUUUAUCCUUAAUAGUUAGACUUGUCCCUGUUAGGGUUUAAAAGGUAGAAAUAUGUCCUUUUAAGAGUACUGCUACAGUGUCAAGCUGUUUUGGCCCCUAUUUUUCUGUGUGGCCUGGAUGAGUGUGAGAUAUCACGGCCUGAAUUUGCAUCACAGUCUUGUCCUCAAUGAAACCAUAUACUAUUAUAAUAAACAUGUUUUUAUUUGCCAACAUCUCAACUAUCUGAUUGACAGAAUAUUGAUGCUGAAGAAUUUAAGAUUUAAAAAAAAAAAUCCUAUUUAGAAAAAUGAGGUUCAUGCUGAUACAAUGGAUCGAAGAUCCCCCAAAAUGGGAUGUGCUUCCAACCAAUAAAAUGAUACAUGGCCGCUGUGAAAUUGGUUGUAUAUGUGACGUUUCAUACGAAGAUGAGUCAAGCCCUGCAAAAAUUUUAAACAUUGGAACUAGAUCUGCAAUGCUGAAGCAGCUAAAUACGGUCAUCAACAGGACGGGGCCUGAAGGAAAUGGAGAACAAUUGGGGAGAGGGCAGCGCAAAAAAUACAGCCGAAUACUGUCGGAGAGCUCCAGCAGUGAGGAAUAUGAGUCUGUCAACAAACAGGUUGCUGCAAAGAACAUAAACAGGAUAAGAGCCAGAUCUUUUCUACAGCAGUAUAAUCAAGAAAAAGAAUCAAACAGGGAGGCAGUAACAUCUAGAAACAAUGACAGUGAAUUUAAUGUUCAGAUACUUGCAGAACUUGCAGAAAUCAAGAGUGCUCUUUUGGAAACUCUGACACUUUUAAAAAAUGGAUGCACUCCAUUAAUGACUGCGCCAAUCCCAACACUGGGAACCCCCCCUGGACCCACUUCAGAUUUGAUUCCCUGCAGUUCAGAGUCUUCUGCAGUCAUACCAGCCUCGAGUUCCUCUCUUCAGACUCUUAAUAUAAAGGAGUCUAGAAGUAAUGGUAACGGCAAAAAGGUAAGAAUUGGCCCCAACACGUCAAUCACUGCUGAACAGUUUGCCCAUGUGAAAUGGACUGAUCACAAAAAAGCCACAAAAGACCUCUUGAUGGCAGUGUUUGGAAGAGGUGUUCUCGCAACACACUGCUACACAGGAAGAUGUUCCAAUGCAUUCAAAAACAAAGCAGCCAAACCUCAACUUGAUUCUGAAAAAGUGUCUGACAUCAUUAGCUACAUCAAAAAUAAAUUCAAUGUUGAAGCAAAUGUAAUUAAGAAGGCCAUCUCCCAGAAAUGCACAGACGAAUGCAAGUUGGCAAAACGGCACAACAGUGAUUGUGUGUAAUGUUGUAUUUCCCAGUUACUGCUUUAGUUAUUGUUUGUUUGUGAAAGCCUGUAAUGAAUAUCAUUUGAACAGAGAACAAAAAGGUAAUAAAUUCAAUAUAAUUCAACUUAUGAAAGAAGACUAUAUUAAAUGAAAUAAUAAUGAAAAUAAAACAAUAGAAAAUUGA